This is a messenger RNA of Spodoptera littoralis (African cotton leafworm), 504 nucleotides long. Lineage: Eukaryota; Metazoa; Arthropoda; Insecta; Lepidoptera; Noctuidae. The record is from the annotation of a GenBank genome assembly.
AUGGAUAAAUUAACAGUUAUAUCAGGAACUUUAUUUAUGGCAGCUGAUGUUUUUGCCAUUGUAAGUCUUGCAAUGCCUGACUGGAUUAUAACUGAAGUUGGAGGUGACACACGACUAGGUUUGAUGUGGUCCUGUAUCACUCUCUACAACCGGCCUCAAGUCUGUUACACUCCAGAUCUUCAACCUGAGUGGCUGCUUGCGUUAAUUUGCAUAUUUAUUGGGUGUAUAUGCAUAACAACUACUGUGAUUCUACUAGCAUCUAGCCAUUUCGAUAGAAAUGUAAUACCAUAUGCACGAUGGGUUGGAUUUGCAGCAAUGGUGGUGUUUUGCUUAGCAGCAGUCAUAUUCCCCAUGGGUUUCCAUGUAGAUGAAAUUGGAGGACAGCCAUACCAACUACCAAACAGCCACCAAGUUGGCAUAUCAUACAUUUUGUUUGUUUUGUCUCUCUGGAUUACUGUGAUAUCUGAGUUAUUUGCAGGCAAAGUUUGUUUGCCUCAUUUUUAG